CUCCUGGCGGCGAUGUCCUAUGACCGCUACGUAGCCAUCUGUCACCCGCUGCGCUAUCCCAUUCUUAUGAACGACAACGUCAGCGUCCUCAUGGCUGGAGGGUCCUGGCUUGUUGGGGCAGUCAACUCCACAGUCCACACGGCUUUCACACUCCACUUUCCCUUCUGUUCCUCAAGAACCAUCGAUCACUUUUUCUGCGAAGUCCCUGCCAUGUUGGUUUUGUCCUGUGUGGACACGACACGCUAUGAACGAGGAGUUUAUGUGAGUGGCAUCAUCUUCCUUCUUGUUCCGUUCUCUCUUAUCUCUGCCUCUUAUGUCCAAAUCCUCCUUACUGUCUUCCAAAUGCAAUCAUUGGAGGCACGGAAAAAGUCAUUUCCUACCUGUUUCUUCCAUAUGAUCGUGGUCAUAAUGUACUACGGGCCAUUUAUUUUCACGUAUAUGAGACCUAAAAAGUACCACAGUCCAGGCCAGGAUAAGUUCCUAGCAAUAUUCUAUACCAUCCUCACACCCUCUUUCAACCCAAUUAUCUACAGCAUCAGAAAUAGAGAUGUUUUAGAGGCAAUGAAAAAUAUACUCAAAAGUAAAAUUUUCCAUAAGAAAUUAUAG
Vicugna pacos (alpaca) is the source of this 606-nucleotide messenger RNA. The record is from RefSeq and is a predicted model, not a curated record. Lineage: Eukaryota; Metazoa; Chordata; Mammalia; Artiodactyla; Camelidae.